This is a messenger RNA of Dermacentor silvarum, 3265 nucleotides long. RefSeq names its product collagen alpha-1(XIII) chain. The coding region runs from base 287 to 2227 and encodes 646 amino acids. NCBI's taxonomy places the organism in Eukaryota, Metazoa, Arthropoda, Arachnida, Ixodida, Ixodidae. The record is from RefSeq and is a predicted model, not a curated record. The transcript has a single exon.
GCAACGGAGAGCGACCCACGCAAGGCACGGGUUCACUCAAAGCUUGUUGGCGUUAAGUGGGGCGCGCGAUGUGGACGCUCAAGAUAUUGCUCGUUAGUGUUUUUUCUAAAGCACUCUUGAAUGAGUGAGGCGGCUCUGUGGAGUCCACUCAGGACAUCGGCUACUGCGCCUCGUCCACUAUGCAACUCACGUCAUUCUCCUGAUUCUCCGUUUGAUGCGUGUCGCGUGCGGCAAAACGCUACUGACGUGAACGCGUCAUUUGUGCAGCGCUUGACUCUCAUCCAAGAUGAAACAGACCGCCUCAUUGGACUCGGGAACUGCCAACACAGCUGAAGUUUGCGGGAACGACGACAGUACUGUCAAGAAGCCAUGCCAAGUGUGGUUGGUGCCCGCUUGGAUAGCGUUUAGCUUUGUCGCCGUGCUGGUCAUCGCGCUGGGUAUGCUUGCGUUGUGUUUGUUCAGAGUGAACGCCCUUGAAAGUAAAGUUGCGAGCUUGGAGGAGCGCACGUACCAGCUCGAAGUCCGGAGAGAUGGCCAGGCGGCUGACCAGCUCUCAUCGGCGUUCCUCGCAGCGAGACGGCGAAGACGGCGGCGCGACGUCGAGCCUGCCUGCCUGUGUCCUCCAGGUCCGCCGGGACGGCGAGGAAGGCGCGGAGCGAAGGGUGAAAUAGGAGAACUCGGUCCUCCCGGUCCGCCAGGGCUCCCGGGCAAACCAGGCUUUCCGGGUGCAAUCGGCAUCGACGGCCCGAAAGGCGAACCCGGUCCGAUGGGACUGCCCGGCGUGGCAGGGCCGAAGGGCGACAAGGGAGACAAAGGCGAAGGCGUCGUCGUGCGAUCCACUAAAGGCAUGAAAAGGUCCGUCACGCGGCUGCACGGUGGUACACUUGGAUACACGGAAGUUAUAGCCAUGAAAGGAGCUCCGGGUGAACCGGGGCCCCCAGGCCCUCCAGGACUGCCCGGAUUCGACGGACGAACUGGACCGCCUGGGGAAGUGGGACCUCCGGGCCCGAAGGGCGACAAGGGUGACCACGGCUUCGUCGGCCUGCCUGGAGACCCGGGCGUACCAGGUCUACCCGGCCCAAAAGGAAACACCGGUGCGAACGGUCGUGACGGGCUGCGGGGUGAGAAGGGAGACUCUGGCGUCUCUGGCGCACCCGGUGUGGACGGCGAAAAAGGUGAUAAAGGAGAGCCCGGUUCAGUUGUGACAACAGAUGGUGUUUCGAUUCCUACUUCGUUCGUGCAGGGCCCACCCGGCCCACCUGGUCAGAAAGGUGAGCCAGGUUUGAAAGGACCACUAGGGCCGAAGGGAGAAAAGGGAGAUGAAGGGAAAAAAGGCAAAAGGGGUCGCAUUGGCAUAUUCGGGAAGCCAGGAGCGAAGGGCGAGAGGGGUGACCUCGGGCUGAAGGGCGAGCGUGGAGUACCCGGUGAGAAAGGAGAAAAGGGCAGUUCUGGCGAAGCAGGCCCUUCCGGUGAGCCAGGAGAGAUGGGACCACCUGGUGCCAUGGGUUUGACUGGAGAAAUGGGGCUGCAGGGGCUUCCAGGUCUCCCGGGCUAUCCGGGACCCAAGGGUGAAAGAGGCAUUCAAGGAGACUAUGGGCCGCAAGGAAUGAUGGGGCCACCUGGGCUCUCGGGCCCUCCUGGAAGACAGGGACCUAAGGGAGAAAAAGGUGACAAAGGGGAAUCAUCGGUAGCAAAGUACGCAAGGCAUACUCUUUUGGGUGCCAUGGAUGACAGGGACUUUUCUAUGAUAGGUGGGCCACCAGGUCCACCAGGCAUGCCUGGAGAGCCUGGUCUUCAGGGGCCACCAGGUAUCAAAGGGGGCAGAGGAGCAGAUGGGCAGAAGGGAGAGCCAGGGGAAAAGGGGGAAGCAGGCAGUCCUGGUCCAUUGGGUCUUCCUGGACCUGCCGGUUCGAAAGGAGAUCCAGGGAAAUCAGGUUUUGAUGGAAGGCCUGGUUUGGUUGGAGAACGAGGCGAACCUGGGCGUAAGGGAGACAAAGGGGAACCGGGAAUACCUGGCCUAGAUGGCCUUCCAGGUCACCAAGGGGAGCCUGGUAUUCCUGGUCUUAGAGGGAAACCUGGGCGAAAAGGGGAUAAAGGUGACAGUGCUUGGUCUGCAGACCCCUGCCUACCUGGACUUAAUGGUCUGCCAAGCAAAGGCUGUUCAGGAGAUCGCAAAGGAGAUGGCCAGUCUGCUGCUGCUUCUACAAAGCACCUAAGCUUCCGCUAGUGUGUUCUCUUCAUUUUAUAACUUCUGUUGUAUAAAAUAAUGUGUCCGAGAGGGGGUGCCUUUGUAGAUUUGUGCUAGUUUGUUUUCACUGUGGAUAGGUCAUAUUUUUGUGUGUCUUAUUAAUUUAAGUGCUUGUACAUCAUGUCUGUGUGUUUGAAAUUUUGUGAUGUCUUUCAUCAGUGUUGUGGUAUUUUAUUUUGUCAUAGCUGCACUGACUUAGAAUCUUAUGCCUUCAUGCCAUCAGAACAUCUUGUUCAUAAAACGCAUCCUCUGAAAUAGUUCCUUUUUGCAAGAAUGCAGGCAUUACUCUUGACUUUGCAUUGCUGUGGAUUCAGCUGCUUUGUGGCUGAAGAAUUGCCUUUUAAGGUCUACAAAUCCUCUCAAGUUGUUGUUUAUCCUUGCAUACGAGUAUGUAAUCUAGCUUCUGUGAUGCCGUCCUAGCAGUUCAAAGUAUGCACAACAUAUAGGACUACGUGCUUUCUGAGUGCUGUUUUAACUUGCAUGGUGCAUUCAGUCUGAGUAAAAAGCUUUUCAAGCUUUCUUGUGUGGUUAACCUGCAAUGCUAUGCUCCAUGGCAGCUAUGGGCAGCCUUUUGCUGUUAGGGCCUGCCAUGCAUGAGUGUUCAGUAGGGGCAGUUGUCUUACUGCGGUAGCAAUGUAGACAUAGAUGUUAGCAAUAGAGUACUGGUAGUACCUGCCUUGGAUUGAUCUCACAAAGCCUCUGUUCCUGCAAAUCUCGUUCUCUGCUACAUUCCGUGCACUGCUCAGAGUUCUUAAGCAGCAAUACUCUAUCAAUAUGUUUAUACUAGUGCCAAAUACAUGUGCUUUAUAUACACACUUUAUCUUUACACCUUCUACACUUAUGUUGUAUUUUUUGCAACAAGAUGUAAGCCAUUUUAUUUAAUUGUGCUAAUGCAAACUUUUACUCAUGCUUUUACCUUUUCAUUCAUAUGGCUUGGCAUGAUGUAUUCUAAUAUAAGUACAUCUGGUUAUCUUCUUGCCACCUGUAUAGAAGGAAAAUAAACACAUCUUAUGUGGA